CAACCUUUCAGAAGUGCCAGCAUGUCUGCAAAGGAGAGGCAAAAAGGCAAAGUGACCAAGGACAGCGUCACUCUAUUGCCCUGCUUUUAUUUUGUGGAGUUGCCCAUACUGGCAUCUUCUGUUGUUAGUCUCUAUUUUCUUGAACUUACUGAUGUCUUCAAGCCAGUUCACUCUGGAUUCAGCUGCUAUGACAGGAGUCUGAGUAUGCCAUACAUUGAACCUACACAAGAGGCUGUUCCCUUCCUGAUGUUGCUUAGUUUGACUUUUGCUGGACCUGCAAUCACGAUAAUGGUAGGAGAAGGAAUUCUCUACUGUUGCCUGUCUAAAAGAAGAAAUGGGAUUGGAGCCGAGGCCAAUAUUAAUGCGGGAGGCUGCAACUUCAACUCUUUCCUUAGAAGAGCUGUCAGAUUCGUUGGUGUUCAUGUCUUUGGCCUUUGUUCUACUGCUCUCAUUACUGACAUCAUACAGCUGUCAACAGGGUAUCAGACACCAUAUUUCCUGACUGUAUGCAAACCUAACUACACAUCCCUAAAUGUAUCCUGCUCAGAAAAUUCUUAUAUUGUGGAAGACAUUUGUUCAGGAUCUGAUCCCAUAAUCAUCAAUGGUGGAAGAAAAUCAUUCCCUUCUCAACAUGCUACUCUGGCAGCCUUUGCAGCUGUAUAUAUUUCGAUGUACUUCAAUUCCACUUUAACCGACUCCUCCAAACUUCUGAAACCUCUUCUCGUCUUUGCAUUUAUCAUCUGUGGAAUUAUAUGUGGCCUGACUCGAAUCACCCAGUACAAGAGCCAUCCAGUUGAUGUCUAUUGUGGUUUUCUAAUAGGAGGAGGAAUUGCUCUCUAUUUGGGUCUGUAUGCUGUGGGGAACUUCCUACCAAGUGAAGAGAAUGUAUUUCACCAGAAUCUGCAAAGAGAACCAUUAAGAUCUCUGACAGACCUUAGUCAAGAUGCCAACAGAAUUUUACCAGGUAAAAAUGGUGGCAAUAGUGAUGGGCGUUCCUCUCACCAUUCUGAGAGUAUUCUGAAUCGAAACCACAGAGAUUCUGGAUCCCUGACUAACAUCAAGAGAGCAAAUGCUGAUGUAGAGAUUAUAACUCCACGAAGCCCCAUGGGAAAGGAAAACAUGGUUACUUUCAGCAACACUUUGCCAAGAGUCAACACGCCAUCACUGGAAGAUCCAGCUAGACGAAAUGCAACAAUUCAUGCAUCAAUGGAUUCUGCCCGUUCCAAGCAACUUCUUUCUCAAUGGAAGAACAAGAGCGAAAGUCGAAAAUUGUCUUUGCAAGUAAUAGAGACUGAAACCGGCCAUUCGCCACCAAGGGCUAUUGAAAUGAGAUCAAGCUCUGAGCCAUCCAGAGUGGGCGUUAAUGGUGAUCAUCAUGGCCCCAGCAAUCAGUACCUGAAAAUUCAGCCUGGCAGCAUUCCGGGUUGUAAUAAUGCUAGUCUUUCUGGCGGGCCAAGAGUUUCUAUUCAGUCACGUCCUGGUUCUUCACAGCUAGUCCAUAUUCCUGAAGAGACCCAGGAAAAUAUAAACACAUCUCCCAAAAGUAGUUCAGCUAGGGCCAAAUGGCUGAAAGCUGCAGAGAAAAGCGUUGUAUGUAGAAGCAACAGUCAGCCAAGAAUCAUGCAAGUAAUAGCCAUGUCAAAGCAGCAAGGAGUGCUUCAGAGCAGUCCUAAAAAUUCAGAGAGCAGCACAGUCACCUGUACUGGAGCCAUCCGAUAUAAAACCUUGACAGAUCAUGAACCCAGUGGUAUUGUAAGAGUUGAGGCCCAUCCAGAAAAUAACAGACCCAUAAUUCAGGUGCCAUCAGAAGGUGAAGGGAGUGGAUCUUGGAAAUGGAAAGCUCCCGAGAAAGGUAGCCUUCGUCAAAUUUAUGAGCUAAAUGAUCUCAAUAGAGACUCUGAGAGCUGUGAAUCCUUGAAAGACAGUUAUGGGUCUGGUGACAGGAAAAGAAGUAACAUAGAUAACAGUGAGCAUCACCAUCAUGGGAUUACCACUAUAAGAGUCACACCAGUGGAGGGAAGUGAGAUUGGCUCAGAAACUCUGUCCAUCUCUUCAAGCCGUGACUCCACACUUCGAAGAAAAGGUAACAUUAUUUUAAUCCCUGAAAGAGGGAGCAGCCCAGAGAACACCAGAAACAUCUUCUAUAAAGGAACAUCCCCCACAAGAGCUUACAAAGAAUGA
This is a messenger RNA of Emys orbicularis (European pond turtle), 2181 nucleotides long. RefSeq names its product phospholipid phosphatase related 4 (gene PLPPR4). Gene Ontology annotation, cellular component: plasma membrane. NCBI's taxonomy places the organism in Eukaryota, Metazoa, Chordata, Testudines, Emydidae. Gene Ontology annotation, molecular function: phosphatidate phosphatase activity. The record is from RefSeq and is a predicted model, not a curated record. The transcript has 8 exons. The coding region runs from base 22 to 2181 and encodes 719 amino acids. Gene Ontology annotation, biological process: signal transduction; phospholipid dephosphorylation; axonogenesis.